Messenger RNA from Exophiala xenobiotica, 3174 nucleotides. RefSeq lists its product as uncharacterized. Gene Ontology annotation, cellular component: nucleus; RSC-type complex. Gene Ontology annotation, biological process: regulation of transcription by RNA polymerase II. The transcript has 2 exons. Bases 731 to 2803 code for a protein of 690 amino acids. Gene Ontology annotation, molecular function: DNA binding. NCBI's taxonomy places the organism in Eukaryota, Fungi, Ascomycota, Eurotiomycetes, Chaetothyriales, Herpotrichiellaceae. The record is from RefSeq and is a predicted model, not a curated record.
GAUCAAGAGAGGACUCAGGACUGGCGCAAGAAACACCUUCGCGCACUGAUAUCAAACUCGAUGCGCAUCAAGUCACCACCGAGGACGUGCGCUUCCGUUGCUCCAGCUGUUUCCCUGUCAUCACCCGUUAACUUUCAAAAGGUCCAUGUCUCUUUCAAACAAAUCCGAGACUGGCCUACCUUGUUCACUUUCCCACAUCUGCCUCGAGAGAGACAUCAUCAUCCCUUGACCCUGGUCCCUUUAUCUCGUUAGUUCUCGCCUGAUCCUUCGCGAGUCCGCCUCUAAAUCUAAAAUUCCCGACCCUGCCCACUUUGCCCAGCAAUACCACCACUCUUCUUCACCACUUUUCCUCCUUGGUACCUCACAUCUAUACCGACUACAUCGCCGAGCAUACCGCUACAGAGUGUCAACGCUGCAGCGUUGGCAAGCGCAGCCUGUGCUGCUUCGGAGCCUCAAGGUGUAAAGCUAUCAGGUCCUCCAUUCCGGCUCUCGUUGCGGCUAUUCCCUCGAUCGUUCCUUCCCGAGUCGCGACUACGCCGCGCCUUCCUGCGUCCGAACCUACGAAUUGCAUCGUCUUUGGGACAAUCUAUAGUCGAAACCCGCUCCGUUUUCUCCUACUCAGUGCAUCAACUCCAAACCUCAUGAGUUGAGAUGCUCCGAAUCUGAGCAACCACGGAUCAACCUCGCAAGCCAACGAUCACAGAGCCAGUUAAUCCGCUGGCCCACUACCAUGGACUAUCUACAGGAACCUUUCUCCAUUCCUCCUCAAUAUCAGCCGCAGAUGUACUACCAGGCGAUGCCAUACCCGGCCUACACGGUCCAUCCUCAACAGCAACUCGAUGACUUCUACCCUCGAUACGGUCCCAACGACUAUGCUGAUUUCAUGGGCCCCGGGAUGAUGCAUGAUGAAUUCGGUCCAGAGAUGGAAGAAAUCUCGACCCGUCCCAGACUCACCAAGGAACAAGUCGAGGUGUUGGAGAGUCAAUUCCAGGCAAAUCACAAGCCCAACUCACAGGUCAAGAGGCAGCUCGCAAUACAGACAAACCUUAAGUUCCAGCGAGUAGGGAACUGGUUCCAAAACAGACGAGCAAAGGCAAAACAGCAAAAGAGACAAGAGGAGUAUGAAGCGCAGAAGGCCACUGAAAAGCCAGACUCGAGGGGCGCCGAAACCGUCAGAACACCCCGACCACAAAUGGCCUCACCUACCCGCUCCACUACCCGCUCCAUAUCUCUAUCGCCGAGGAAAGAGUCUCGUUCAGGCUAUCAAAGCUCGCCGUCCCCCACCAAAGCCAGCGACAAGUCAAAAGAAGCCAGUUGGGUGUCUCUGCAACGGGCACUCGGGCAAGCCAAAGCUGCUCAGGCUGAACAAAUGGCCCAGCAGAACCCCGCCAUGGCUCCGCCUGAGUUUACUCAGACUGCAACGAUGCAACUUCCACUGCGCAUCAGCCCACACCGGUCAAGUGCGCAAUCCUCCAACAUGUCGGCCUGGCCUGCUGGAGCAGCUCCCUAUCCUUCACCGAUCACUCUUCAAGAUAAUACCUUCGAUUUCGGCUUUGAUGACGAAAAGAUCGAUACCGACAUAAACGCCCACGCCACUCCUAUUGCAGACCCUCUCGCCGAUUUCAUUCAUGAAUCAUUCGUGGUGACUCCGGAAGACUUGGAAGAACCGUUGACAACUCCCAGGGGCAUGGCUCAACAUCAAAACGAUCCAACAGCUGCUUUACCCUCACCAGGUCUGACGCUACCUUCAUGUCCUGGUUCAAGGCGCCAGUCUGCUGCAGUGACAGAUGAACUCUCUAACCAUUUCGGAAGUUUUGCCCUUGCGGGAAGUUCCCCCAGUAUGAUGGCACAACGUCGUCCUUCUGAACCCAUUCGUCAUCCGCCAAGUGGACCACUUGAUAUCGCUGCGCGCAGAAAACGACCUCGACCUACUCCUCUUACCUCUGCCUCCUUACGAAGUCGAUCGUAUGGCGCCAUGACCUCUGUGUCUCCCACGUUCCGUCCCGGUGCAACUGCUCCGCCGGUGCCGCAUACCAUCCGCCAUGUUAAAUCUGCAGGCCACAGUCUCAGCUCUCGGUAUGCAGGAGUUCGAAAAGCUAGUUCAGCUCAGCGAUCUCCCAUGUGUCACGCCAGUUUUGCGGAGGCUCAGGCUUUCAGUCAAUUGAUGGCACAACAAGCGCUCAAUGUACAGGGCUUGACCGACUUGCCUGCCCCAUUGCUCUCACCCGAUAUCGUUUCGAAUGCCCACAUGACCGACCCGGAGAAGAAUCCUUUCUUUGCUCAGAAUUUAGACAUGUCUGGUCAGUACGCUUUGCAUGGACAGAACUUUUCGCUGAACACGGCAUCACCACCCAUCACACCACUCCCUUCAGAUUUCAUGAUGGCUAGAGGCCCGUCACAACAGUCUCUGUGUCCACCUGCUUCAGCUCCCCCCCAAUAUGCGUCAUUUCCAGACUAUACACCACCCUAUUCGGCUGGACCAAUGACCAACAGCAGCUGGUCAGAUGCGUUGACAUCACCAGAUGUUACUUCUUUUCCUCCAGUGACGUACGUUCCUUCACUCGGGUAUUCACAACACGGGGACGGUCUCUCGAGCCAGUUUCAGCAGUUUGUCUUGCCCUCUGAUAACACCACCGAACUGGACUUUGAUGCUCAAAUGGAUCAAAAGAAGACGGAAUUCUAUAUUCAAGAAUUUCCCAAUCAGAAAGAAGAGCAUGCUCACGUUGCUCAACAACUUGCACAACAAAAGCCCAAGAACUACGUGUUUGCAAACACUGCCCCUCAUGACUAUACGGCAGAUUAAGAGAUGGCUGAUGAUGAUUCUUGACCACUGUGCUUUGUAUUUUUCAACCUGUAUGUCUAUGAUUUUUGUCUUUCUUAAUCUGAGCGUUAUUAAUACCAAGAGGACGGUCUUUUGUCCAGGGGCAAUGGGUGACAAGUGGGCUGUAAAUGAACAGGAACGAAAGCUUCACGAAGUCUAGAAUUGGGUCUUUGGUCUCGGCAUGGAAUAAAUACAGUGGCAGCAUUCCUGAAAGACAGCAUGGGUAAUAAAGGGACGAGAGAGGAAGAGGCACCUACGGGGUAUGUAAACGAAUGACAGAGAACAGCCUUUGGAGUUUGCGAUGAAGAUCUCUGAUAUCAUUUUCAAGCGCAUUCCAUCUUCUAUCUCGCUGC